AUGUCCAACUCAAACUUUUCAAACUUCAGCGUGUCUGCUGUGUACUCCCAAAAUGAGGUUAUCUUGGCCAAUGUGGUCGCUGAAGAGGCCUCUCCACAACUCAGUUUGAAUGAUGCAGUUUUCGAACCGUCUACUGCUGUCACCACCACUGCCGCUGCCCCAGGUGGGAUCAAUGAUCCCAUUAUCGCUACCACCGCUCUUGUCACUAGUACCGAUGGGCCACAAACCGGUUGGAUGAAUCAACUCUUUGAAGCUCCCUCCCCUCACCUCACAGGUGCCAAUGCCCCAGCCACCCUGGUGGAUAUGGGCCCAUUGCAUCCUGUGGGUACAGCCGACCGCGAUCAAUUUGAUCGCGCUCACCAGGUAGUGGUUCAAGUGACGUUCAAGAUCCACCCUGGAAACGAGGUCGUCGUCACCGAGCCGGAAGAAUCCGCCAACUCGACUUCAAGCAAGGCUCCUACCGCUCGUCGAUCUGUGGGAACCACCGUCAAUGUAAUUGACUCUAAGGUAUUCAACGACGGUGUAGUCAUUGAGUGGCGUGGUUGCCUGGUUGGCCUUUCCUUGAAUCAAUUCAAGGAAAGGUGCGGUGAGAUAUGUGAGCGCUACGCGCCAGGUAUGCAGCAAAUGGUCCUCAACUCCGAAGUGGCACCCAAUCUUAGUUGGAAGGCGUCCGUUGGGCGAACUUCUCCCAGCUUUGUCCUGGUAGACCAUCUCAAGUUCUUCGACUUCGUCAACAGUUUGACCAAGUCCCGAACUCGUUGGGCAACACUUCUAAUUCAUAACGAGUGUUCCAAGGCAGUUGGAAAAAAAAAGGCACAGCAUCUUUCCUCUUAG
This is a messenger RNA of Melampsora larici-populina 98AG31, 834 nucleotides long. RefSeq lists its product as uncharacterized. Lineage: Eukaryota; Fungi; Basidiomycota; Pucciniomycetes; Pucciniales; Melampsoraceae. The record is from RefSeq and is a predicted model, not a curated record. Bases 1 to 834 code for a protein of 277 amino acids. The transcript is spliced from 5 exons.